UCCAGAUAACUUGGGUUUUUACUCCUGUAACAACUGAAAUAACAAGUCUUGAUACAGAGAAUAUAGAUGACAUUUUAAGAAAUGCUGAUGUUGCUUUAGUAAAUUUUUAUGCUGACUGACCCCACCCACCUAUCCCAGAUGGGAGAGAUUUAAGAAUGCUAAAAGAGGAAAGAGCCACUUGAAAGCAAGAGAUUGAAGAUACAGAUUUGUCUCCUUGAUAUAUUCUAGGACAUCUCCUUAGGAAGUCAGGUGUCGUUUCAGCCAGAUGUUGCAUCCAAUUUUUGAGGAAGCUUCCAAUGUGAUUAAGGAAGAAUAUCCAAGUGAAAAUCAAGUAGUGUUUGCCAGAGUUGAUUGUGAUCAGCACUCUGAUAUAGCCCAGAGAUAUAGGAUAAGCAAAUACCCAACCCUCAAAUUGUUUCGUAAUGGGAUGAUGAUGAAGAGAGAGUACAGGGGUCAGCGGUCAGUGAAAGCACUUGCAGAUUACAUCAGGCAACAAAAAAGUGACCCCGUUCAAGAACUGCAUGACUUAGUAGAAAUCACCACUCUUGAUCGCAGCAAAAGAAAUAUUAUUGGCUAUUUUGAGCAAAUGGAUUCAGAACACUAUAGAGUUUUUCAAAAAGUAGCGAAUAUUUUGCACGAUGAUUGUGCCUUCUUUUCUGCAUUUGGGACUGUUUCAAAACCAGAAAGAUACAGUGGAGACAGUAUAAUCUACAAACCACCAGGGCAUUCUGCUCCAGAUAUGGUAUACUUGGGCUCUAUGACAAAUUUUGAUGGGAUUUACAAUUGGAUUCAAGAUAAAUGCGUUCCUCUUGUUCGAGAAAUAACAUUUGAAAAUGGAGAGGAAUUGACAGAAGAAGGACUGCCUUUUCUAAUACUCUUCCACAUGAAAGAAGAUACAGAAAGUUUAGAAAUAUUCCAGAAUGAAGUAGCCCGACAGUUAAUAAGUGAAAAAGGUGCAAUAAACUUCUUACAUGCGGACUGUGACAAAUUUAGACAUCCUCUUCUGCACAUACAGAAAACCCCAGCAGAUUGCCCCGUAAUAGCUAUUGACAGUUUUCGGCAUAUGUAUGUGUUUGAAAACUUCAAGGAUAUAUUAAUUCCUGGAAGACUCAAGCAGUUUGUGUUUGACUUACAUUCUGGAAAACUUCACAGAGAAUUCCAUCACGGUCCUGACCCAACUGACACAGCCCAAGGACAGGACGCCCAGGAUGUAGCAAGUAGUCCCCCCGAGAGCUCUUUCCAGAAACUAGCACCCAGCGAAUAUAGGUAUACUUUAUUGAGAGAUCGAGAUGAGCUUUAAAAACUUGAAAAACAAUUUGAAAGCCUUUCAAACAGCAGCAUCAACGUGGUGGAAAUAGUAAACCUAUAUUUUCAUAAUUCUAUGUGUAUUUUUAUUUUGAAUAAACUGAAAGAAGUUUUGGGUUUUUAAUUUUUUUUCUCCCCCGACUCAGAAUGCAUUGUCACUUAAUAUAGCCUCUUUUAAAAACUCUUGUAGGGUCCAAAACAAAACAAAAAAACCACAAACAAACAAGAAUCAGAGGCCUAUUACUUUAAAUCUGUCCUGUAAAAUUUUUAGAAAUUAAGUGAAAGGUGACAUUACCAGAAACAACCAUCAACUCGCACUACUAGAUCAGGGAGGACUUAGGGAUGUUUCCUGUGUACUAUGUGCUUUUUUUCUUCUCAUUACAUAUGAUCAGUUCUGUUGGUAUUUUCAUUAUCACAUUUCUCAAAGUUAAAGGGGCACAUAUUCUGGAUACUUGGGUGGGGAAUAAAUUAAAAUUUCCACAC
Molecule: messenger RNA, 1788 nt
Organism: Myotis lucifugus (little brown bat)
Lineage: Eukaryota; Metazoa; Chordata; Mammalia; Chiroptera; Vespertilionidae
Gene: ERP44
Product: endoplasmic reticulum protein 44
Exons: 12
Coding region: 266-1300 (344 amino acids)
Source: RefSeq, a predicted model, not a curated record